Ziziphus jujuba (common jujube) is the source of this 1311-nucleotide messenger RNA. Its product is annotated as aquaporin PIP1-2. Lineage: Eukaryota; Viridiplantae; Streptophyta; Magnoliopsida; Rosales; Rhamnaceae. Gene Ontology annotation, biological process: response to water deprivation; transmembrane transport. Gene Ontology annotation, molecular function: water channel activity. The transcript has 4 exons. Gene Ontology annotation, cellular component: plasma membrane; vacuole; plasmodesma. The coding region runs from base 85 to 951 and encodes 288 amino acids. The record is from RefSeq and is a predicted model, not a curated record.
ACUGCUCUUAUCGGAGAAAUAGAGAGAGAGCGAGAAAUCAAACGGUGAUCAAUCAGAGCUUUUUUCUGCUAAAUUAAAAAAAAAAUGGAGGGUAAGGAAGAAGAUGUUAAAUUGGGAGCCAACAAGUAUAGAGAGACGCAGCCGAUUGGAACGGCGGCUCAGAGCCAAGAUGACAGCAAGGACUACAAAGAGCCGCCUCCGGCGCCGCUGAUUGAGCCAGGUGAGCUGACUUCAUGGUCUUUUUACAGAGCUGGUAUCGCCGAGUUCGUUGCCACGUUUCUCUUCCUGUACAUCACCGUUUUAACGGUGAUGGGAGUGUUCAAAGAUCCAACGAAGUGUACAACGGUCGGGAUUCAAGGGAUCGCUUGGGCAUUUGGAGGCAUGAUCUUCGCCCUCGUUUAUUGUACCGCCGGUAUCUCAGGUGGUCAUAUAAACCCAGCAGUGACCUUCGGGCUGUUCCUGGCGAGGAAGCUUUCACUGCCGAGAGCAUUGUUUUACAUGGUGAUGCAGACGCUUGGUGCAAUUUGUGGCGCUGGUGUAGUGAAAGGGUUUUAUGGUGACCGGUACGACCAACUUGGCGGUGGAGCUAACUCCGUUAACCCUGGUUACACCAAAGGUGACGGUCUUGGGGCUGAGAUCGUGGGAACUUUCGUCCUCGUUUACACUGUUUUCUCUGCAACUGAUGCUAAACGUAACGCCAGAGACUCCCAUGUCCCUAUUUUGGCACCUUUGCCAAUUGGGUUCGCUGUGUUUUUGGUUCACUUGGCCACAAUCCCCAUAACCGGAACCGGUAUUAACCCAGCUAGGAGUCUCGGUGCUGCAAUCAUCUUCAAUAAGGAAAGGUCCUGGGAUCAUCACUGGAUUUUCUGGGUGGGACCAUUUAUUGGUGCGGCACUUGCGGCUCUAUACCACCAAGUCGUGAUCAGAGCCAUCCCUUUCAAAUCAAAGUGAUGAUAUGGAAAAAAUCUCAUGAUGAUCAACACUGAUGCUUGUAAUUUGUGACCGUUGAUGUUCCAAUGAUCCCAAAGAUAAGAAGGAGGAAAGAAAAGGAAAAAAAGAAAAAGAAAAAAAAGAAAAUCCAAUAACUUUAUGCAGUUAUCUGGCUUUUGGCUCUGUGUAUUUGUAUUAUGUAUCUAAGAAUUGUAAUAUUAUCAUCCUAUGUGUUUUUGAAGGGACCCUUUUCCUGUCACUAUUUUUUUAUAUGGUUUAAAGGGACCCAGUUUAUGUGAGUGGGCAUUGUGUGUAUGGUUGUGAUGAAUUUUGUGUAAUUUUAAAUUGGAAAAUAACGUCAAGUUUACCUGCUCUGCUCUA